CAACCCCCAAACCAAAAACACAUCCUCGGCUUGGGAAGCAAUAGUGGAGGGGUCCGCUCCUCCCAGAAGGCGGUGCUGCCAGCCUGGGCGGACCACGCGGAGAGUUGUGGGGCGGAUAGCUGUCCUCCUGAUGAAGACUCAUAGAGUCGGGUGGGAGGGGGACUGCAUAUCCCAGCAUGCCCCGCGGUGGGCCCGACCGGCCGCGACUCGGGGCUUGGCCCCGGCCCUAGCUCGUCGGCGGUGUGUUGGGGCGCGUGGAGGCUACAGUCACGGUGGCGCCCGCGGGGACGGAGGAGGGAAUGAGUGAAGAGGAGCAGGGCUCCGGCACUACCACGGGCUGCGGGCUGCCCAGUAUAGAGCAAAUGCUGGCAGCCAACCCGGGCAAGACCCCGAUCAGCCUUCUGCAGGAGUAUGGGACCAGAAUAGGGAAGACGCCCGUGUACGACCUUCUCAAAGCCGAGGGCCAAGCCCACCAGCCUAAUUUCACCUUCCGGGUCACCGUUGGCGACACCAGCUGCACUGGUCAGGGCCCCAGCAAGAAGGCAGCCAAGCACAAGGCAGCUGAGGUGGCCCUCAAACACCUCAAAGGGGGGAGCAUGCUGGAGCCGGCCCUGGAGGACAGCAGUUCUUUUUCUCCCCUAGACUCUUCGCUGCCUGAAGACGUGCCGGUUUUUACUACUACAGCCGCUGCUACUCCCAUUCCAUCUGCUGUUGCAACCAGGAGCCCCCCCAUGGAGGUGCAGCCCCCCGUGUCCCCUCAGCAGUCUGAGUGCAACCCUGUUGGCGCUCUGCAGGAGCUGGUGGUACAGAAAGGCUGGCGGUUGCCAGAGUACACGGUGACCCAGGAGUCUGGGCCAGCCCACCGCAAAGAGUUUACCAUGACCUGCCGAGUGGAGCGUUUCAUUGAGAUUGGCAGCGGCACUUCCAAAAAGCUGGCAAAGCGUAAUGCAGCGGCCAAAAUGCUGCUUCGAGUGCACACGGUGCCUCUGGAUGCCCGGGAUGGGAACGAGGCGGAGCCUGAUGACGAUCACUUCUCCCUUGGUGUGGGCUCCCGUCUAGAUGGACUUCGGAACCGGGGCCCAGGCUGCACCUGGGAUUCUCUGCGCAAUUCGGUGGGAGAGAAGAUCCUGUCCCUCCGCAGCUGCUCCCUGGGCUCCUUGGGCGCCCUGGGCCCUGCCUGCUGCAGCGUCCUCAGCGAGCUGUCUGAGGAGCAGGCCUUCCAUGUCAGCUACCUGGACAUUGAGGAGUUGAGCCUGAGUGGCCUCUGCCAGUGCCUGGUGGAGCUGUCCACACAGCCAGCCACCGUGUGUCACGGCUCUGCAACCACCAGGGAGGCAGCCCGUGGUGAGGCUGCACGCCGCGCCCUGCAGUACCUCAAGAUCAUGGCGGGCAGCAAGUGAAGCCCCAGCUGGACUCAUGGACAUACAUCGUUUGCUCCCUGCUCUUCCUGCCCCUGGCCCACGCAUCUGCCCGGCUCUGGUACCCCCGGAGGUGCCAUCUCUACCUCUGACACAGACUGCCUGCCUGCAGGCUGAGGAGGGCACAGGGCCAGGAGCCUGGGACCAUGGGGCCUCGGCUGGCCCAGGUUCUGUCCUCACGUUACUGGUGAUGACAAAGAGGAAUGAAAUCGGGGCAGGGGGCUCUUCAGUAAGAAAGAGCCCCAAAUAAAUGUGCUGCUUUUUGGAUUCUUAAA
Messenger RNA from Sus scrofa (pig), 1693 nucleotides. RefSeq names its product TARBP2 subunit of RISC loading complex (gene TARBP2). NCBI's taxonomy places the organism in Eukaryota, Metazoa, Chordata, Mammalia, Artiodactyla, Suidae. The record is from RefSeq and is a predicted model, not a curated record. Gene Ontology annotation, biological process: regulation of siRNA processing; regulation of miRNA processing; siRNA processing. Gene Ontology annotation, molecular function: pre-miRNA binding; siRNA binding; double-stranded RNA binding. Gene Ontology annotation, cellular component: RISC-loading complex; RISC complex; cytoplasm.